Coffea eugenioides is the source of this 2519-nucleotide messenger RNA. Its product is annotated as protein trichome birefringence-like 2. The record is from RefSeq and is a predicted model, not a curated record. The transcript has 5 exons. Bases 398 to 2245 code for a protein of 615 amino acids. Gene Ontology annotation, cellular component: Golgi apparatus. Lineage: Eukaryota; Viridiplantae; Streptophyta; Magnoliopsida; Gentianales; Rubiaceae. Gene Ontology annotation, molecular function: O-acetyltransferase activity.
CGGUUGGAAACCUUUUCCAAACGGUCAUUAAUCACUUUUCUUACCUCUGCAUUUUCUUUUUCUUUUUGGUAAUCGCUGCCAAUUUGGUUUCGAGCGCACCAAUUUCAGGGGGAUUACCUCUGCAUCUUUACUCACCGCUGUUUCAAUGCUUUCUUACUUUUGCCUUUCUCGAAACCGCACAAGAAUUUCAUCUUUCACUCCUUCGUAAUUUACGAACACUUCCAAUUUUCUGUAGCGACAUUUGAUUCAUCAUAGUGCUAAGGACUCGUACUAAGAUAAACGGCCACUUUAUUGCCUAAUUCAUUGUUUGAUGUGUUAGUUACAUUCUUACAAAAGGGGUUCUCGUGGGAUGGUUGAUUUUUCAAGAAUCAAGACUAUAUAUAUCUGAUCAUCAACAAUGGACUGGAAAAAGAAUGCAUUUUUGGAUCAGUUUCCUUGUUGGACAACAUCUCCAAGAAGAAGAAAGGUAGUUUCUGGCUUCGGUUUAGGAUUAGUGGCUUCAAUGUUUGUAUUAAGUGUUGUAUCUUUUAAUGUCUCGUCAUUUAUGGCUCCUUUAAUAAACCCUGUUUUGAAAGGGUUCAAUAUUUUUGCAUCCCGUAAUCACAAUACUACUAGCUGUAUCCUUUCUUGGCCUGUCUAUUUCUCAAGGACAACUUCUUGUUGUAAUGCUAGUUCCUGUAAUGGUACCAUAACAACUAAUAAUGUGGAAUAUUUUAUGGUUACGAAUGGAACUCAUGAUAGAAAUGUGUCUGAAAGUAGGAAAUUUAUUUAUUCUGGUGGGAAAGGAGAGGUUUUGCAAAAUGCCCAUGUUGGAAAUUUGUCUGAGAAGGUGAAAAAUGGAAACUUGAGUGUUGAAGUUGAAGGAGGGAAGGCUCAAGAUGAGUCCCUUGUGAUAAAUGGAUCACUGGAUGAUAAAAUCGGAAACUUCACUAAUCUGGGUAACUUUUCCAACAAUGUGGGAAAUCAAAAUGUUACUGCUGGAGGGCCGAACGCCCAAGAGCAAACUUCUUAUCAGAAUGCCGUUUCUGUAGAGCGUCCAAAAAGUGGGGGGGAUGAGGUUCCUAAAGGUAGUAUUCUUGGUAAUCUGACGGUUAGCAAAGAAGAGAAGUCUCCAGAGACAAACGACAGAGGAAUAUCGUCCAGGGAAAGUAACAGCAUUAAAGGGAUGAUGAAUUCUAACAGUUUGAAUCGGAAUUGUAACAUCUUUGAUGGUAGAUGGGUGAGAAAUGACGCAAAGCCAUACUACCCUCCUGGUUCUUGCCCGUACAUUGAUAGGGAUUUUGAUUGUUACCUUAACAAGAGGCCGGAUGAUAACUUUUUGAAGUGGAAAUGGCAGCCAUACAACUGUGACAUCCCAAGUUUGAAUGCCACUGACUUUCUGGAGAGACUGCGAGGGCAGAGAUUGGUCUUUGUUGGGGAUUCGUUGAACAGAAACAUGUGGGAAUCUCUUGUUUGCAUCCUUCGCCAUAGUGUCUCAGACAAGAAAAGUGUUCAUGAGAUAUCUGGAAAAACAGAAUUUAAAAAGAAAGGUUUCUAUGCAUUCAGAUUUGAGGAUUAUAAUUGCUCAGUGGAUUUUGUCAGUUCUCCUUUUCUUGUUAGAGAAUCAACAUUCAAUGGUAAAAAUGGUUCCUUUGAGACAUUGAGAUUGGAUUUGAUGGACAAAUCAACUUCAAUGUAUUAUGAUGCUGAUGUUCUGGUUUUUAACACGGCUCACUGGUGGACUCAUGAGAAGACCUCUAAAGGGGAAGACUAUUAUCAAGAAGGUAAUCAUGUGCAUGGAAGACUGAAGGUCCUAGAAGCAUACAGGAGGGCUCUUCGCACAUGGGCUAGGUGGGUGGAUAAGAGCAUAGAUAAAACAAGAAGUCAGGUUGUAUUCAGAGGAUACUCGGUAAUGCAUUUCAGCGGAGGCCAAUGGAACUCACGAGGGCAGUGUCAUAAAGAAACUGAGCCAAUAUUGAAUGAAACUUAUUUAGCAAAAUACCCUUCAAAAAUGAGAGCUCUAGAGCAUCUGCUUCAUAAAAUGCGGACUCCAGUGGUGUAUCUGAACAUAAGCAGACUCACGGAUUUUAGAAAAGAUGGCCACCCUUCAAUUUACAGAAGAGAGUACAAGACGUUGAAAGAACAAAUUGCUGGUGAGCUUAAUCAAGAUUGCAGUCAUUGGUGCUUGCCUGGAGUACCAGACGCGUGGAAUGAGUUACUAUAUGCUUCUCUCUUGAAGACCGGCAGAGGAUCUUGGAGAAACUGAAUCAUAUAAGUUUUUGAAAUGUAGGUGUCAUGUUAGCUGAUUUUCCGAAUUUAUUUUUUCCGUAAUGCAUGGUAUAAAUUGCAUGUCCCUAAGGUGGGCGGUUUUCGGAUUUGAAAUUCGCCUGGACAGUGUUUUACAUGAUACCAGGAUUCCGAGAUCAGAUAAUGACAAUUCGUGCUUCUUGGCAAAUUUGUACUGUCAACACGAAUCAUACUCCUGUAAUGUAUUGAAGCAAAAUGAAGGGUGCUACUGAUUAGUAGCAUUAUUGUACUUU